Perkinsus marinus ATCC 50983 is the source of this 179-nucleotide messenger RNA. RefSeq lists its product as hypothetical. The record is from RefSeq and is a predicted model, not a curated record. The annotation marks the transcript as partial. NCBI's taxonomy places the organism in Eukaryota, Perkinsozoa, Perkinsida, Perkinsidae. The transcript has a single exon.
AGUACGUCCCUCCCGAGUCCCCAACACUUAUCGUCACUCGCUCGCCUCGACAGGCGUGGUCAUCACCGGAAGUAGCAGCGGGAUGGGUGGGUGAAUUGAAGGAAUGGGCCUCGGGUUUCCGGGCCCCAAGAGCCUUCGUCCUGCAUGGUCCUGGACAGCCCCUUCCCUGUGCCCAGGAG